AUGUGCGAUGAUUGCGUAGAUUUACGUUCGUUCCAACACGGUGCCUUUGGUGAACUAGGCAGACCCGAUGAAGAGAAGACAAACUGGCCGGCAAACGGAGCCGACAGCUAUAUCUUUCUGUCUUUUUCAUCAAAUAUUUCUACUCCUCGUUUCCAUUGCUCUGAUUCUAUUUAUAUAUCGAUUUACCUCUGCGUUAUUUUCUCUCUGUUUUAUUCACUUCAAGCUCACUUCACCCAAAUCUUAACAUCUCUCUCUCUCUCUCUCUCUCUCUCUCUCUCUCAUGCAUUCUAUUCUUUUAAAUACAUAUCUAUUUACUCGGCCGUCGCUCAGUUUGUUUUCCUGUCUGCGUCUCAGUCUGUCAGUCUCUGUCUCUCUGUCUCUCUGUCUCUCUCUCUCUCUCUCUCUCUCUCUCUCUCUCGUACAUUCUGUUCUAUCUAUUCGGUCGUCGUUCAGUUAGCCUGUAUAUCUGACUGUUUCAGUCUGUCUGUCAGUCUUUCCCUCCCUCCCUCUCUCUCUCUCUCUCUCUCUCUCUCAAUCUCUCUCUUUUUCUCUCACUCUCUGCAUUUUGUACUUCUCAAUACAUAUCACAGUUUCUCAAUCUACCUAUCUGGUUUUCUGUAUGUCUGUCGGUCUCUCUCCCUAUCUCUCUCUCUCUCUCUCUAA
Messenger RNA from Acanthosepion pharaonis, 663 nucleotides. NCBI's taxonomy places the organism in Eukaryota, Metazoa, Mollusca, Cephalopoda, Sepiida, Sepiidae. The record is from the annotation of a GenBank genome assembly.